AUUGACCAAAAAUCAGUUAUUCAUAAAUAGAUGAAGAAUCAUAAUCUUAAUUCUUAAUCCCAAUCCCUCUAACUUGGCAAGAGUUCAAGAAUCUUUGUAGAGUACUGUAGUGCAAAAUAUGGAAGUACUUGAGGCCAAGGAUCUUCUUGAAGCUCAAUCUCACGUAUGGAACCAAAUCUUUAUCUUCACAAAAUCCAUGGCUCUCAAAUGUGCAGUUCAACUCGGCAUACCCGACGCCAUCGACCGUCAUGGCCCCAACCCCAUGCCCCUUUCUCGACUUGUUUCCGCCCUCGAACUCCCUCUCGAAAAGACUCCUUACAUAUAUCGCUUAAUGCGUGUAUUAGUCCACUCUGGCUUCUUCCUAACACAAAAAUUGAGUGAACAAAAUGAUGAAGAUCAAGAAGAAGAAGAAGAAGAAGAUCAUGGAUAUGUGUUGACCAAUUCAUCUCGUCUUCUUGUUAAAACCAACCCCUUGACUCUAGCUCCUUUCUUGUUUUCUACUCUCACACCACCUCUAUUGGAUUCGUGGAGCUCCCUCCCAGCUUGGUUGCAAAGUGAGGAUCAAACGCCACCGUUUGAAAGCGCUCACGGAGUGUCGUUUUGGGAGUACAUGGGGAGUAAUAAGUCGUCGGAGGGUGCUGCUGUUUUCGAUGCAUCAUUGGCAAGUGAUGCAAAGUUUGUGGUUAGUGUUUUGAUGGAGAAAUGUAAAGGUGUGUUUGAUGGAGUUGGAUCGUUGGUAGAUGUUGGUGGUGGGACUGGAAAUGUGACCAAAUGCAUUGCUCAAGCUUUUCCUGAAAUGGAAUGUACUGUGUUUGAUCUUCCAAAAGUUGUGGCUGAUUUGAAAGCGGAAGGGAACUUGAAAUUUGUUGGAGGGGAUAUGUUUAAAUCUAUUCCUCCUGCUGAUGCACUUCUAUUGAAGUGGGUACUACAUGACUGGAGCGAUGAAGAAUGUGUGAAGAUUUUGAAGAAAUGCAAAGAAGCAAUCAAUAGGAAUGAGAAGAAAGGAAAAGUAAUGGUAAUUGAUAUGGUGGUGGGCAAUAACAAAACAGAUGCUUCCAUUGAAACUCAACUGUUCUUUGAUAUGAUGGUGAUGCUAAUGGUUGGUGGAAAAGAGAGAGAUGAAAAAGAAUGGGCUCAUCUUAUUAUAGAAGCUGGAUUUAGUGGCUAUAACAUAUUUCCAAUUUUGGGUUUAAGGUCUCUUAUUGAAAUUUAUCCUUAAACAAUUAAUUACAUGUCUAAGCUCAGAUCAAAUUUAUUAUUAUUAUGGUUAAAUAAGAGCUAUAUUUAGAGUUAAUUGUGUUGUAGUGUGAAAAUUGAAAACAUUUUCGAUGUAAGGAAAGAGAUGAUAUUUAAAGUAUGUCACAGUUUGUCAACAUAUUGUUACGUGGUUUUUAUUAGAUAUUAAGUACUUUGUAAUUUUUAUUUGAUA
Cucumis melo (muskmelon) is the source of this 1429-nucleotide messenger RNA. RefSeq names its product probable O-methyltransferase 3. Gene Ontology annotation, molecular function: S-adenosylmethionine-dependent methyltransferase activity; protein dimerization activity; O-methyltransferase activity. Gene Ontology annotation, biological process: methylation. The transcript has 2 exons. Lineage: Eukaryota; Viridiplantae; Streptophyta; Magnoliopsida; Cucurbitales; Cucurbitaceae. The record is from RefSeq and is a predicted model, not a curated record. The coding region runs from base 119 to 1219 and encodes 366 amino acids.